GAGAAAAUUUAUCGACCGCAACACAGUAGCGCAGUGCAGCAGGCUGACCUGAAGGAAAGGCCACAACUCGAUAAAUCAACAAAGGACUCUUUGUUCGACGUAUAAAAGCCCAUCGAGUGUAGCGACCACAAUCCUGUUCGCUUGUUUCCCCCGCAUCUCAAACCUUGACAAGCUAUCAAGACUCACUACAUGCCCGCCCUCAUUACGUCUCAUCCUGCAGCAACCCGCCUCAAGGAGGAAAUGUCGAUGAUUGUCGGGAAGUCCCUGGAGGACCCCCGAGAGACCAUCUGGUACCUCAGGUGGCGUGAAGGGAACGGAGUGGAGGGGCGCGUAUGCAUCAGCUGGGACGCCAAAGGCAGAUCGACCCACCAGGAAAGCCUGGGCGUAGGCCUGGAGCGACUUACUGAGAUCGACUCGAAGCUUAUUCUCCUGGGCUCCCUUGACUCCGAGCAGUUGUGCCUUCUGAAGGCCAUCGUCAACGAUACGCCCAUCCCAUUCCUGCCGAGAAACCUCCCGUGGAUGAGGUCGUGGAAGCGCAACGAGUGGUACUUGCAGAUCCUGCGCAAGGGCGAGAAGGUGGGGCUGUUCACAGACGACGCGGUGCACAAGUGUUACAUCGAGGCCUUAGCGGAGAACUGGCCGGGGAAGGAGGACACCUGUAUAUCGUCUGGUGUGCUUGAGCCGAGCCAUCAUGCCCUAGGAGGACUCACCAGGAGCAUCUUUGCGACGGAAGCCGUCUGAGCACUUGAACAGGUAUCCGACAGCAGAAGUUCUCGAGAGUUGUGCGAAGUUCGAAGCAGAUGUUGACCUACGGAGGGAACAGACAAUGAGCUAGCACUCAGUUACCUUAGCCCAGGCGAUGAAAUCUUCCAGUAUUACACCAACAGACAGAACAGCUUGGUGAUCCUCACGUUAAUAUUAAACCCUGAAUACACAUUUCAAUGGCAAAAAGGGAUGUACGAGCCGCAUAGUCAAGCACUUCCCACCCCGUCUCCCUGUGAAAGGCGUAGACGGCUGAGAAGCGCUCCGGCUUAAUUGGGCCCUUGGAAGGUUCCUCUUCCCUCGCCGGCUCGCUACCCCAGCAUCGCAAAAGGAUAAAACCAGAGUUGCUUCAGCACGAAGGCCGACGC
Messenger RNA from Phanerochaete carnosa HHB-10118-sp, 1130 nucleotides. RefSeq lists its product as uncharacterized. The record is from RefSeq and is a predicted model, not a curated record. Bases 190 to 741 code for a protein of 183 amino acids. The transcript has a single exon. NCBI's taxonomy places the organism in Eukaryota, Fungi, Basidiomycota, Agaricomycetes, Polyporales, Phanerochaetaceae.